Messenger RNA from Kwoniella botswanensis, 2514 nucleotides. RefSeq lists its product as uncharacterized. NCBI's taxonomy places the organism in Eukaryota, Fungi, Basidiomycota, Tremellomycetes, Tremellales, Cryptococcaceae. The record is from RefSeq and is a predicted model, not a curated record. Gene Ontology annotation, cellular component: mismatch repair complex. Gene Ontology annotation, biological process: mismatch repair. The transcript is spliced from 10 exons. Gene Ontology annotation, molecular function: mismatched DNA binding; ATP binding; ATP-dependent DNA damage sensor activity. The coding region runs from base 1 to 2514 and encodes 837 amino acids.
AUGGAAUCGGAACCGAUCACUCCCCUUCCUACCCCCACAUCCACCGCAAUCCGCUCUUCGUUCAUCAUAUCGACAUUCCCUCAGAUCGUAUCCGAGCUCAUCCAGAACUCCCUAGAUGCCGGAGCAAAGAACAUGGAUAUAUACAUAAGCCUAGCCAAAGGGAAUGAGAGCAUUCGAGUGAGGGAUGAUGGAUGUGGGAUUGGAGAAGAGGGGUUGAGGAAGGCUGGAAAGAGGUUUCGAACCAGCAAGACCCUCAAUGAAGCGAAUCUCGGUUCAGUAAGGUCAUACGGAUUCAGAGGAGAAGCGUUAUCGUCCAUAUCUUCUUUAUCAUUACUUAGCAUUACAAGCAAAACGACCUCGACUGACGAAGCAUUAACGAAGAUAAUGAAAUCUACUAAAACUCUCUAUCUCGGCAUUGAUCCCUCACGCCAUAUUCCGUCGAAGAGCGGGACAAUAGUGACAGUCAAAGAGAUAUUCCACAAUAUACCUGUUCGAAAGGAAGAGAUGCUCAGGGUGAACGAAGAUACAUUGAUGAGACAAUGUAAGAAGGUCGUAGAGGUUUUUGCGUUGGCGAGGUAUGGAGUGAACUGGUCGGUAUGGGAUGAUAGAGGGAUGGGCGAUAGGAGGAAAGUUUUGGAUAUCAGAGGAACAAAGUCAAGUGUUCAAGUCUUUCGAGCCUUAUACGGCAAUGCACUUGUACGACGCGUACAAAGUAUCCGCGUAUCAGCGGGAUCAAGACGUGUAGAUGGUUUCAUAAGUCUUUCAGGUGAUAUAACCAAGAUUCAUCAGCAUCUCUAUAUCAACAACUACCCCAUUACUCACUCUGAACUUCAUCUAGCCAUCGCAAGGAAAUUCUCAAAUAGCAGAUUCGGUACUUUUGCUUCUGCGGGUCAACAUGAUGAAUUGGAAGAUCAUGAUGCCAAGAAACGAAGAUCGCCCAGGAGGCUAGAACGUCAUCCCAUAUAUGUCCUCAACGUCUCAUUACCUUCGGAAGAAGUGGAUGUGAGCUUCGAACCGGCAAAAGGAAUCUUGGGCUACAAGGAUUUCGCCAAGGUCCAAGCACUUCUAUUAGCUGUAGUAGACGAGUAUCUCAAAAAGAACGGAUACGAUCGCAUAAAGUUGCAAGAUGCUUCUACAAGCCCUACGAAAGGCAGUCCAAGGAAGGCUACAUCAUCUGUGACGAUCUUGCAUGGCCGAUCGCCUUUGGGUAAAGGAGUGACCUCUCAUCAUGACUCACAUCAGGAAUGGGAUUUGACUAGACCAACGCCAUUGUCUUUCUCAGCCAUAAUACCGAUUGCCGCUCCCACUCACCAACAGAAUCAAGAGGAUCCCCAACUUCUACUUAGCCCCGGUUUGUUACCCCCUACACCACCUCUGACACCUUUUGAUCAACUUUUGGUUACAAGAAAACAGAUUCGAAUUGAUGUCGAUGGCUAUUCACCUCGUAUAGCUGAGAAACCAAGUCAGGAAUGUCAGUGGAUAGUUGAUCUGGAGAAUAGAAUCGAUGGUGGUGUAUUACCAUUUAGCAAGCCAUCCGCAAACAGGAAGAGAUCGUUGGAAGCUAUGCAAUCUGACGAAGAGCAUAAUGAUCAUGGACACUCGUACCAACACCAAGCAGAUGAUCCAUUAUCAGCCAAAUCUAUCACAUUGGACUCUUCUACAAAACAACGCAAAGUGGAAAUUCAACUUUGUAAAUCGUCUUUAGAUCACGCCCAUGUCGUGGGUCAAGUAGAUCAGAAAUUCGUUGCUAUCACUAUCGACCUACAUACUUCCACAGGCACCAACGAAGAUAAAGCAGUGGUAUUGGUAGAUCAACAUGCAGCCGACGAGAGGAUAUCAGUUGAAAACAUAUUGGCUUCACUUUGUAUGGGAUUUAGGAAUGACAGUAUGGCUAUAACCAAAUUAAUGAAACAUACGCCUCGUAUCAUUCUUACAACUCAAGAAAUGAGGCAACUUUCUCAACCUGGUGUCAAGGAAGUGUUCAAAAGAUGGGGUAUACACCUUACUGUGCCCCCGCUGGAAGGAUUGGAAGGUGAUUAUGUUCAAAUGCAAGUCGAUGCUGUACCUAGCUUGUUGGUCGGUAGAUUAGGUAAAAAAGAGGGUGUCGAGAUGAGUAGAUUGAUCAGAGGUCACCUACCUGUUCUGACAGAUGAUCUUGGUGUGAUCGAAGCUUUGAUUGGGUCAUUUGAGCAGUCAUCAGAUAAAACAGAGGAAAAGAGGAACGAUUGGGGCAAAGAAAUGAGAUUCAUGCCGAGGGAAAUGUUGGAGUUGGCUAAUUCAAAGGCUUGUCGAGGCGCAAUCAUGUUCCAAGAUUCCCUCGAUCUCGAUCAACAAUCACGGCUGAUCUCCCAAUUGGGUCAAACGAAAUUCCCAUUCAUGUGCGCUCACGGUAGACCCAGUAUGAUCCCUCUGAUAGUUUUACAGAAUCUUUCUGUGACGGAAACGGACACAGAAAUCGGAAAGGUAUGGAAGAGGGAUAUAGAUUGGAAAGGAUGGAAGGCGAAACGAAAAUAG